UGUAUACAUACACAAGUUGUCACACUAGUUUGACAGCUGCCAUUUUUUUUUUCUAUUCCAAUUUGAAAGAUUAGAAAUCAGCUGACACGAUUGAUGAUAAUUUUUAAAUAAUAAUCAGUCAGUUUCUUUGACAUUUAGAAAAUUAAAAAAAAAAAUAAUUUACAUUUUUUAAUUAAUAUAGGUAUCUAUUGAUUAACUUUAUACCUAUUAAUAUAAUUUAAUUUUUUAUAAUAAAAUUUCAAAUGGUUUUUAAAAAUGUCGUUCAUUGAAAAUGACUCAAACAGUCAACUGUCAAGGCUGAAUUGUAUUAAAAUUUUAGUAGCGCAAAAAAAAAACUGAUCGAAACGAGAGCCCCUGGAUAAUAAAUAAAUUUUACAAUCACAUAAACAAUAAAUAAUAUUUAAAAAAUAAAACAAAAAUUAAAUUUUGAAUUUCCAGAAAAUUAUCUAAUAAUCAUGCUCACGUCAGCAGUUAGAAAUAUUGCUCGCAGAUCAUUUUCAACAUCAAAAUGUGUAUCUGCCCAGCAAAUGACUGUCAGAGAUGCUCUCAAUUCAGCAAUGGACGAAGAGAUGGAACGAGAUGAAAGAGUAUUCAUAAUUGGUGAGGAAGUUGCCCAGUAUGAUGGAGCAUACAAGGUAUCCAGGGGACUCUGGAAAAAAUAUGGUGAUAAACGAGUUAUUGAUACACCAAUAACUGAGGCCGGAUUUGGUGGUAUGGCUGUUGGUGCAGCAAUGGCUGGUCUUCGACCAAUUUGUGAAUUUAUGACAUUUAAUUUUGCUAUGCAAUCGAUUGAUCAAAUAAUAAAUUCAGCAGCUAAAACAUUUUACAUGUCAGCUGGACGUGUUAAUGUACCAAUUGUAUUUCGUGGACCAAAUGGUGCAGCAUCUGGUGUUGCUGCACAACAUUCACAAUGUUUUGGUGCUUGGUACAGUCAUUGUCCUGGUUUAAAAGUUGUAUCACCAUACAACAGUGAAGAUUGUAAAGGUCUUUUAAAAGCAGCAAUUCGUGAUCCAGAUCCAGUUGUAUUUUUGGAAAAUGAACUUUUAUAUGGUGUACAAUAUCCAAUGUCUGAUGAAGCAUUAUCAAAAGAUUUUGUAUUACCAAUUGGUAAAGCUAAAAUUGAACGUGCUGGUAAUCAUGUUACACUUGUUGCACAUUCCAAAGCUGUUGAAAUUGCUCUUGAAGCAGCAAAUGAACUUGCUGGAAAAGGUAUUGAAGCUGAAGUUAUUAAUUUACGUUCAUUGAGACCACUUGAUACUGCAACAAUUGUUAAAUCUGUUAUGAAAACACAUCAUUGUGUUUCGGUUGAGGGAGGAUGGCCAUCAUCUGGUAUUGGUUCAGAAAUUUCAGCAAGAAUUAUGGAGAGUGAAGCAUUUUAUCAUCUAGAUGCUCCAGUAAUUCGAGUAACUGGUGCUGAUGUUCCUAUGCCAUAUACAAAAUCAUUGGAACCUCUUGCUCUUCCACAAACUCAUGAUGUUAUCACAACUGUCAAUAAAAUUUUGGGUGUAUCAAAGUAGCAAAUUAAAGAAAAAUAUUAGGUUCAAUAAUUAUAUUUCAUAAAUAAAAUGAUAAAUAAAAAUAACAAUAAAAAAAAACACAACAGUAACAAAAUAAAAAAAAAUAUAUUUAAAUUAAUUAUUUAAUUUAAAUGAGCCAUAUUGAAAUAUAAAUAGUUAUCUAAUUUUUUUUUUUUUUUUUAGAGAUGAUUGUCUAGAGAAGAAUUAAAAAAUAUCAAAAACAUGUUUAAUGGAAUUUAUAAAUAAAAAAAAAAAAUAAAUGACAAGAUCAUUCAACAAUUUGCUUGACACGAAAAACGAAAAAAAAAGAAAAUAUAUUUCAAUAAAAACCGUUUAGAAAAA
Aphidius gifuensis is the source of this 1859-nucleotide messenger RNA. It is a transcript of the gene Pdhb, whose product is annotated as pyruvate dehydrogenase E1 component subunit beta, mitochondrial. The transcript is spliced from 5 exons. Gene Ontology annotation, molecular function: pyruvate dehydrogenase (acetyl-transferring) activity. Bases 456 to 1517 code for a protein of 353 amino acids. Gene Ontology annotation, biological process: pyruvate decarboxylation to acetyl-CoA. The record is from RefSeq and is a predicted model, not a curated record. NCBI's taxonomy places the organism in Eukaryota, Metazoa, Arthropoda, Insecta, Hymenoptera, Braconidae.